CUACACUUCACUUUCACAUUCUACCCCUGCAACAACUUCCAAUCUACCUACCUACACAACCAGUUCCCAACCAUGCCUUUCGGUCUAAGCAAAAAGGACAAGGAGAAGGACGGAGAUCUCGAGGCCAAGAAGUCGUCACUCUUUGGUGGGAGGUCCAAGGGCAAGUCAGGCUCGCCUGCGCCUGCAUCCAGCAACCCAUACGCCGUGCCACCAUCGGGGACCGAUCCAUACGCGAAGAGCAGUGGAAACCCGUACGCCAAUCAAAGCAAUAAUGACCCAUAUGCAAGAAGUGCCAGCAACUUGUCACAACCGCCCACGAGUUCGUUUGGAAGCUUGAGUUUAGCGGGAGAUAAAGCUGCGCCCCCGGCGUACGCCAACAGCGGUGGCGGCCCUGCGCCCAACAGAUAUGACAAGAGCCCUGUGCCGGUUGGAGGGUAUGGUGGGGGGCCUUCGCAGCGGCCUGGUUAUGGUGGACAAGGCAGUUCUUAUGGGCAGGUGGGCGGCUAUGGCAGCGAUCCAUAUGGCAACGGCCAGCCUUCGCACUCGAGAUAUGGAGCCGGCAGCUAUGGAGGAUUGGGCAGGACGAACAGCAACGAGACUAUGAACACACAAGCCGGGAGAGACGCCCUCUUCGGUGAUGCUGCGACACGAGCGCAGAGUCGACCAGCACAGCAAGAAGGACAGCUUCCUCAUGAAGGUGGCGAUGCCAGCUAUAGCAACACAGGUGGCUACGACUCAACGGAAAUGCCCGGCGGAUAUGGUUCUGGUCCUCCGCGAGAACUCACGGCGGAAGAGCAAGAGGAGGAAGACGUGAACGCUGCGAAGCAGGAGAUCCGAUUCAUCAAACAACAAGAUGUUGCAUCUACUCGGAACGCGCGCAGAAUCGCAGAGCAGGCUGAACAGACUGGACGGGAGACUUUGGCCAGACUGGGGGCACAGGGAGAGCGCAUUCAUAACACGGAACGAAACCUGGAUAUGGCGUCCAACCAGAACCGUCUAGCGGAGGAAAAGGCGAGAGAACUGAAGACACUGAACAGAAGCAUGUUUGCAGUUCACGUGGCCAACCCCUUCACUGCCAACAAGAGAGAGCAAGCGGCCAAUGCCAUCGCACUGGAGAAGCACCAAGCUGAGCGGAGACAGGCUGAUGCCACGCGCGCGGAAGCGUACAGCACAACGGCGAGACAUCAGGCACAGCAGCGGGAUCUCAACGGCAACGUAGUGCGACAGCAGAACCAGAAGAGUUUGGCUGAUCGGGCCAAAUACCAGUUCGAGGCUGAUAGCGAGGAUGACGAAAUGGAGAAUGAAAUCGAUGAUAACUUGGACGCCAUUCAUCGCGGUGCUCGAACGCUCAAUCAGCUGGGCAAGGCCAUGGGCGAGGAGAUUGAUACCCAGAACAAGCACAUUGACCGCAUCAUCAACAAGACGGACAAGGUGGAUGACCAGAUUGCCGUCAACAGAGCUCGUUUGGACCGCAUCAGCAAGAAGGGUUAGAGGGGGUUAUUGGUCUGGCGUAAACUACUUCAUGGUGGGAGCGUUCUCGAUGCAUGGGUACCUCAUAGAUUAGGCUCCACACAGUACAACAUAUGGAUUCCUGUUCACAGUCUACUACAUAUAUAUACCACUAUGAGCG
Molecule: messenger RNA, 1630 nt
Organism: Sphaerulina musiva SO2202
Lineage: Eukaryota; Fungi; Ascomycota; Dothideomycetes; Mycosphaerellales; Mycosphaerellaceae
Exons: 2
Coding region: 73-1491 (472 amino acids)
Biological process (GO): vesicle fusion; exocytosis
Cellular component (GO): SNARE complex; plasma membrane
Molecular function (GO): syntaxin binding; SNAP receptor activity
Source: RefSeq, a predicted model, not a curated record